Molecule: messenger RNA, 1380 nt
Organism: Neogale vison (American mink)
Lineage: Eukaryota; Metazoa; Chordata; Mammalia; Carnivora; Mustelidae
Gene: YEATS4
Product: YEATS domain containing 4
Exons: 7
Coding region: 214-897 (227 amino acids)
Biological process (GO): regulation of DNA-templated transcription
Source: RefSeq, a predicted model, not a curated record
ACCGCGCGGGACUAAACGCGCUUCCGGGACGCUACCCACCGCGAGGAGUUGGCCGUUCCUCAGCGCCCCGAGCCCCGGAGACUCGCCCUCACUCCGCCAGAGGCCAUCCGCCUGGGCCCGCACAGGAGGAGCGGGGCCUCUGAGGGGAGCGGCGACCCCGCCGGCCCCGGUCUCUUUCCCUGGCGGCGGCGGCGGCUUCUUCCGUAGGACAAUAUGUUCAAGAGAAUGGCCGAAUUUGGGCCUGACUCCGGCGGGAGAGUGAAGGGGGUUACUAUCGUUAAACCAAUAGUUUAUGGUAAUGUUGCUCGGUAUUUUGGAAAGAAAAGAGAAGAGGAUGGGCACACGCAUCAGUGGACAGUGUAUGUAAAACCAUAUAGAAAUGAGGAUAUGUCAGCAUAUGUGAAGAAAAUCCAAUUUAAAUUACAUGAAAGCUAUGGCAAUCCUUUAAGAGUUGUUACUAAACCUCCCUAUGAAAUUACUGAAACAGGAUGGGGUGAAUUUGAAAUAAUCAUCAAAAUAUUUUUCAUUGAUCCUAAUGAGAGACCUGUAACCCUCUAUCAUUUAUUAAAGCUGUUUCAGUCAGACACCAAUGCAAUGCUGGGAAAAAAGACAGUGGUUUCAGAGUUCUAUGAUGAAAUGAUAUUUCAAGACCCAACAGCAAUGAUGCAGCAAUUAUUAACAACAUCUCGCCAGCUAACAUUAGGAGCCUAUAAGCAUGAAACAGAAUUUGCAGAACUUGAAGUGAAAACCAGAGAAAAAUUAGAAGCUGCGAAAAAAAAAACAAGCUUUGAAAUUGCAGAGCUUAAGGAGAGAUUAAAGGCAAGUCGUGAAACUAUAAAUUGUUUAAAAAAUGAAAUCAGGAAACUUGAAGAAGAUGAUCAAACAAAAGACAUAUAAAUAGUUCUAAGAGAACUUGCUAGUAAGCUAAGCUGAAAAUAUGAUGGACUUUAAGGGAGAGAUGGACUGCAAAUGCCAUGGUGUUUCUUAGAGAAACGACACAUGUAGGUGUUGACCACAGAUUUCCCAGCAAUAGGGUCAAAGGAUUUGUACUUUUCAAGCAAUCUUUAAGGUGAAAUAGAUGUGGGUAAUAAGAAUGAAUGCUGGAUAGACAUUUAUCAACCCAUUUUGGGGUAACUCUAAUGAUGUUAAGCACAAUUUAAAAAAAAUUUUUGCAUUGUAUAUAUAGUGUAUCCUUUUGACAGGCAUCACAAUUUCAUAAUAAAGUAUAAGUUGUACAAAUUUUGUACUUUCCUGGUAGAAAUAGAUGGUAAAUUAACAUGUGUAUUUAAUUUUUUAAGUUCUUACCUGUCCCCAUCCUAACUCUUUUGUAUCGGUUGUACCCACUGCCCAAUAAGUACUCAAUAAAUGUAGUUUACAGAU